AUGUUCGGGUGCCAAUCGCCGAGCGCGUCGUCACGGGCCGCGUCGGCGUCGUCUCCCUCGCCGGCUUCCGGCGAAACCCCCUGGGGCAGCGCUCGUCGCCGGGAGCCCUGUGCGUCGCCGAAGUUGCCUUCUUUGUCUCCUGAGCCGCGCCCGUUCAAGGAUGGCGACGACCUCGAGACGUCAGACGACGCGACACUCGCUGCGACGUCUCCGAGAGCGGCGGCGAGAGAAGGAAAGAAGGAUGGCAAGAAAUCCCGAGCGUCGCCCGCUUCACCGCCUCCGGCGCCUUCAGUGGCCGUACAAGAGAAAAGGAGGGGGGCGAAGAAGAGCGCCAGCGUCGCGAGCGGCAAGCGACAGGCAGACAGUUGCGCCGAGCGCGCGCCAGCGUCCCUUGGAGAGAAUGGAGAAGAGAAACAGAAACAGGCGCCUCUCUCAGCGUGUCCCUGCUGCAGCGAGGCGCGCGGGUCCUCCACAGCGGGCAUCUCCUCUGCGUCUGUGUCUCAAGACUCUGCUUCGCCUUCGCUUUCUCUCGCACUCAUCGACGCCUCUCUAGACGAAGGGCUGCGCCUUCAGGCCAUGAGACGGCAGUCGCUGUCGCCGACGACAGCCAGGCUGCUGCGAAGAGGCGAGAGAGCGGAGCUGAAUCUCCGCGCGUUCCACGUCAUCACGACCCCCACGGGGCUUCUCCCGUGGACUGGAGGGGAUGAACAUGAGGAAGACAGGUUUCGAGGCCCAGAAGAGAGCUCUGUGCGCCAAGAGGAGGGCAGCAAGCGUCGAGGAGGGAAGCGAGCCAAAGGCGAAGAUGCGGGGGCAGACCCUGACGAAGGAGCGCAACGCAGGAAGGCCGAGACGGCAACCUCAGGAGAAGACACACGAAGCAGCCGACUCGGCGACGAAGAGAGCCAGGAAGACGUGAAAGGGGGACGGACGCAAGGCUGCAGCCGAAACGACAGCACGUGCGAGGAGCUUGAGACGCAGGACGCCUUGGAGAGGGCAAGCGGCGAACUGACAACGCCGCAGGAAGCUGAAACCGUCCCUUCUGCCAAAGGCGAGGGGCCUGGUUCAGGCGCAGGUCCCCACAGCGCCUCAGGGACACAAGCGACGCGAGAAGGGAGCUGUGCUGAACAAGACGCAGCCCGCUUGCAGGUCGCGACCGGAGAUGAGCAAGACGUUGGCAAGGAGCGUACUGGAAACGGCGUAGAGCAGGCUCCGUCCUCGUUCCCUAGCUCUCCUCUCCCAUCUUCUCUUUCUUCGUCGCCUUCACCUGCUUCUCCGCCUGCCUCGCCAUGUUUGUGUUCCAGUGCAGCUCCGGACACGAUGGAAGAAAUUAGCUUCUCGCUUGAGGCGCUGUGGCAAUCGUUCGAGGACGCGAGUGUAUACGGUCUCGAGAUCCCGUUCCUGGAUGCACACGACAACCUCUCCUACGUCGUUUACAUUCCCUAUAUCUCCGCGCUGCAUCUGUACCCCGCCGCGUCUCCGCCUUCGCCCUCGCUGACUCCUCUGCUGCCUGAGGCUCAAGUGCCGCCUCUGCCUCCCGCAGCUGUCUCCGAGCAGGGGACACCUGUCUCCUCGCGCGGCUGGAGCCGGACGCAGGUCCAGGGCGAGCCCGCGGCGGCUGCGUCGGGAGCAGGAGGGGCGAAGGGUUCCGACAGCCGGAAGGAGCGGAAAACGGGCGCGGAGGACGCAAGGAAGAAUGAAGCAAAGAAGAAGGAGAGCGAUCCUUUGCCUCUGAGUCUUCCCGUCGAAGUGCGGCGAACAGCCCCUGCUGGCGCACCGCGCCCUGCGACCGCCCCGAGCUUCAAGUAUAUGGAGGUUCGACUUCUCUACCAGCGCCGGCCUCUGUACCAGCAAAUCGAGAGACUGCUGCAAGGUGAAGAGGUCAUGCAGAGCCAGUUGCUCAAUCUCCUCGUCGCCCAGUCGCAUGAGCUCAACCAGGACAUUUCAUGGCUGUGCAUCUACUGGCAAGCGGUCCAGCGGGACUUCAGCAUGACGCCGGCUCCCUCGUACUUGGUGUAUUACCGCCUGCGCGCGACGCGGGAGCACCGAGGUGAGCGGUUCACGUUGCGUCGCUUCGCCACGGUCCCCUCGCGGCUGGACCUCCCGUUUCUGAUAAAGAAUCACGCGCCUCUGCGUGCGUCGUCGUUUGCCGGCGAAGACGAAACGGUGCAGAAGUCCCCGCUGGCCUCGUCCGUUCGAGAGAUCGCCGAGCAGCGGGUGAAACUCGCGGGCAAGGCGGCCUCUGUGGAGCGCGUAUCCUGCGAAGACGAAGAGGCCUCGAGCCGGGUCGACCCGGCUCGAGGCCCGCGGGAAGGAGACCGCGACGAGGCGAAUGGCGAGCGCCGAGAGCGAGAGGAGCGAGAAGAGGUGGAUCGCGCAGAGCGGGCUGCAACCGAGUUCACAAACAAGAUGGAAAACGAAGUCGCGAAAGUGACUGAGUGGCUCCGCGAGCUGAGACUUAACCACCCAGACUUCGAGCACAUCAAGGCGAGAGGCCUCGGCAAGCUCCCGCCACCCUCCAGAGGCCCCGGAGCGUGA
This is a messenger RNA of Besnoitia besnoiti, 2535 nucleotides long. RefSeq lists its product as uncharacterized. NCBI's taxonomy places the organism in Eukaryota, Apicomplexa, Conoidasida, Eucoccidiorida, Sarcocystidae. The record is from RefSeq and is a predicted model, not a curated record. The transcript has 2 exons. Bases 1 to 2535 code for a protein of 844 amino acids.